Closterium sp. Naga37s-1 is the source of this 2079-nucleotide messenger RNA. The record is from the annotation of a GenBank genome assembly. Lineage: Eukaryota; Viridiplantae; Streptophyta; Zygnematophyceae; Desmidiales; Closteriaceae.
AUGUACACGGCAGAAGGCGAGUUCAUCCCACACGUGUCUGCAUACGCGGACGAGGCGGCUAUCACGGAGGAGGGGUGCCGGGUUGCAGUGAACGCGUAUGUGGAAGAGCAGUUGGCGCAGGCUCCGCCACCGCUGAACCUGUCUGCGGUCUUGCAGCCGCUCAUUCAGCCGCUGCUGUUCUUCCUGCACAUUCCGCGCACGGGAGGAAGAACGUACCACAUGUGUUUUCUGAAGCCAUUGUACCCACUCAGCCUGCGCUGCCCUCGCUCUUAUGACACCCUUCGACUCGACCCCUCCAACCCGGAAUGCCGGCUCCUCUCGACCCACAACGACUACUCGCUCAUGUCGCGCCUGCCGGUGCACAACACGAGCAUCAUCACCAACAUCCGCGACCCCGUGGACCGCCUCCUCAGCUCCUACGAGUUCACCAUCGAGACCGCCUCGCGCUCCCUACGCUGGCUGCCGGGGCUCAACCCCGGGCAGAACCUGCUCAAGGUCCGCAGGAGGCAGAGGCAGAGCGUGUCCAGGACUCGCAAGGCGGAGACGAGGCGGGUGUGGCCGUGGAGCAUGCUUAUUCCGCUUAUGGAGGAUGACCUGUGGCUGCGGCGAUCUACGGUGGAGAUUCCCGCGGACCCCCCCGGCAGCGAGGGGUGGAACUCGUAUGAGAAGGGGCACCUGGUGAUGCCUCUGGACGAGUUCGUGCAGCACCCUGCUGUCUCGGACCUGCUGCACAACGGCGCCACGUUCCAGGUGGCGGGCAUGACGCAGAACUCCCUGCUGCCCAACGCCUGCAUGCUGCGGCGCUGCGCACACGCGUACAGGGACUCGGGCGAGCGCAUUCUGGACCUCGCCAAGGCGCGGCUAGCAGCAAUGCUGCACGUGGGGCUGUCAGAGGUGCAUGAGCAGUCGGCGGUGCUCUUUGCCGCCACCAUCGGUCGCUCCAUGCACUCUGCUGCUCACACCGCUCAGAAGCAGUCCCGGUUCGCACUCUCCCUGUGGCAGAACUACAAGCGCUGUGUGAAGAUGCAGCAGGACAAGUACAAGGUCCGCCGAUCCAUGGCCAUUGCCCUGCUUGGACCAGUCAGCUUCUCCAAAGAGGAGCGGAUGAGCAUCAAGAGCAGCACCUUGGCGCGCAUUCGAGAGCUAAACUACCUGGAUGUGGAGCUCUUGGACUAUGCUCGCCAGCUGUACCAGCUGCACCAGGCUGCAUUUGCAGAGCAGAUUAAGGCUGUGAUGGGGCAGGCGAACAGGCGAAGACUGAUUGGAUCAAGAGGAGCAGCACCCAUGGGAACAGAGAGGGGGGUGGGAUCCGGUGGGGAUUCUGUGGGCAUGUCGGAGCAGGGGUUUGACCCUGCUUGGCUGAGGCAGCAGGCUCGCAGCAACCGUGUUUUUCGAGAGGAAGCUUCUGAAGAUUCGUUUGCUGCUGUGAGGAGAGAGGGAAGUGAGGAGGAGAGGAGUGGGGAAGGUGGAGGGGCGGAUCGGAACUGGGAUGAAGAGGGGGAGGAGAGGGAGGAGAGGGAAGAGGGAGAGGAGGGAGAGGAGGGAGAGGAGGGAGAAGAAGGAGAGAAGGCUGAAAGGAGUACGGUGAGAGAGGGAGGGGAGGAUCAGGAUGGUGAUUUCGCGGAUUUUGGGAUUGAAGAGAGGGAGGAGAGGGACGAGGAGAGAGCGGAAGGGAUUGAGAAGAGUGAGGAGAGUGAGGAGAGGGAGGAGAGGGAGGAGAGGGAGGAGAGGGAAGAGAGAGAGACCGGGAGAGAAGGCGGGGAGGAUCAGGAGCGAGAGAUGGAUUUGGACGAGAGUGAAGAGGCGGCUUUGGGGGAUAAGGGCCAGCUGGGGAACGAUAAUGCCGGUGGUGAAUACAUGGAGGUUCAGCAAGCAGGGUUGGAUGAGGAGGGCCUUUCGCUGGGUACUCUUAUCGCUCGCAAUGAUGGUGAUGAUGCGAUGAGACUUUCUGUGGAUGCUGACUUGAGGCAAGUGGAGGGGUUUGUCGUGCCAAACCUUGUGAAGAGCUCAAGCCGUUGCCGCCAAUGGGCGGCAGUCCACGGAGGUGAGAAGGGUGCAGUUACGUGUGUUUCGAGUUGA